GGGAGUCCCCUGACAGAUGCAGGCUUGGCCCUCCUCAACCCUGCUCUCUCCAUCCACCCCUCGCUGGUGGCUCUGGAUCUAGGAGACUGCAUGCUGGGUGAUGAAGGCAUCAACCUUAUCUGUGGGCUCCUGCCACCUGAUGGGGCCAAGUCUGGCCUCAAAGAGCUAACACUGAGCGCCAACCCAGGCAUCACAAGCAAAGGCUGGGGACGCCUGGCCAUUGCAGUGGCUCACAGCUCACAGCUCCGCGUGCUGAACCUGGACUACAACCCCCUAGGUGACCAGGUUGCAGGGAUGCUCGCUGUUGCUGUGGCCUCCAGUCGAACCCUCGAAGUGCUGGACUUGGAGGGAACAGGACUUACCAACCAGUCAGCUCAGACCUUGCUGGACAUGGUAGAGAAUUACCCCACAGCCCUACGGACACUCAUCCUGGCAGAGAACAACAUUAGUCCCGAGCUGCAGCAGCAGAUCUCUGACCUUCUCUCAGAGGGUGAAGAAGAGGAGGAGACAGAAGCUCACGAAGUCACAGGCAGGGAGAAGAACCCCUGGAUCUGCCAGAACAAUUCCAGCUCCCAGAUGGUCCUGAUGACGUCUGGUCUCGGUGACAGCCUCCUAGCAGAAACAGAGAUGUAGCUGGGCUACCCUGCCUGCUUCUGCCCCCCCCCCGCCGCAGCCUCCGCUGGGCUCCCCAGCCCUCUCCUCACACAUCGCCCCUCCUGCCGAUGCCUCCCUCGGCUCUCUGAGCGCCGGAGCGCGGUCCGAGCGAAUCUCUACACACGUCUCUGUUGUCACACGCCCCCGUCGGCCGCUUGUGAUUGUCCCGUCGCCGCAUGUGUAGCUCACGCCGCCCUGCCUUCCCCCCCACGCCCGGCUGUGCCCGCGGGGCGCAGGCUGUAUUUAUUCAGAUGUGUAUAAGAGAUGGUCUUUCUAUUGCUUGUACUGCUGUCGCGAUGAGAGUUUUAUAAAGGUCACAGACGUGGCACCA
Messenger RNA from Acanthisitta chloris (rifleman), 985 nucleotides. RefSeq names its product leucine rich repeat containing 73 (gene LRRC73). The coding region runs from base 91 to 633 and encodes 180 amino acids. The record is from RefSeq and is a predicted model, not a curated record. NCBI's taxonomy places the organism in Eukaryota, Metazoa, Chordata, Aves, Passeriformes, Acanthisittidae. The transcript is spliced from 5 exons. Gene Ontology annotation, molecular function: protein binding.